This is a messenger RNA of Amaranthus tricolor (Joseph's coat), 817 nucleotides long. Its product is annotated as succinate dehydrogenase subunit 6, mitochondrial-like. NCBI's taxonomy places the organism in Eukaryota, Viridiplantae, Streptophyta, Magnoliopsida, Caryophyllales, Amaranthaceae. The coding region runs from base 307 to 714 and encodes 135 amino acids. The transcript is spliced from 3 exons. The record is from RefSeq and is a predicted model, not a curated record.
ACUAUUUUCCUCGAAUCGAGUCAGACUAGGGUCGGAUUCGGACUGAAUUGCCAUCACUAAUUGAAGCUUUCCUUGUAGUUAGUUAUAACACUCCUAUUAAACCUUCAAGGUGAGUUUAUUUUAUCACAAUCAUAUGAAUUUAUAUAAAAAUAAGCGAUCGAUGACUUUAUUUUCAGUGAGUAAUUGUUUUGAAAUCAUUGAUUGAUAUCACUUUGGGCACUGUUCUGACUUCUGAAUUGAUCACACCUCGCUAAGAGUAAAGAGAAUAAAACCCAAAAGAGAUAGAGUGUGCGUGAAACAAAAAAGAUGGCAGAAGGUUGGAAAAGUUUUUGGUGCAACAGAUUUGCAUUUCUUGAAAGUUAUACCAAAUUCACUAAGCGCGAUAAUCCUUUACCUUCUUGGUCUGAUGACGAUAUCAACUCCUUCAUCGCCAUUGAUCCUAUUCAUGGCCCCACUCUGAGAAUUGCUAGGGAAGCAGUAAAGUAUGGCCUAAUUGGAAGUGCUGUUGGAGCGGUCUCAACUGCAGGCUUUUGUUGGAAAUACUCAAAGAGUCCCCAUGGUGCUGUUCUUGCACUUGGUGCUGGAGCAGUUUUUGGAUGGACAUUCGGACAUGAAAUCGGAAACCAUGCCCUGCAACUUUAUAAAUUGGAUACUUUGACUGCGCAAGCUAAGUUUAUGGAAUGGUGGGAAAAGAAAGCUGAAGGAAGCUCUUAGAAUACAACUUUCAUUGUGUGCAGUAUUACCUUCUUUUCUAUUUUACAAUAAAACGAUCAACACUAAUCAGUUGCUAAAUGAACGGUUUAGGUUGCAUUUCUCA